This is a messenger RNA of Prunus armeniaca (apricot), 192 nucleotides long. Lineage: Eukaryota; Viridiplantae; Streptophyta; Magnoliopsida; Rosales; Rosaceae. The record is from the annotation of a GenBank genome assembly.
AUGCCGAGGAUAGACUCGAAACGGUUGCCUCUCAGGCUCACAAGGUCAUGCACUGAUGUACUCAAUCCAUCUUUGCGGCUUGAGCAGGCUCUUCAUAUUACACAAAUUUUGACAUUUGAUCAUGCCCUCUUGUUUGGUGAGAGAGAGAAAAAAAGGAAGAAGAAAGAUUUGUCUCCUCCUCCUGUUGCAUAG